This is a messenger RNA of Pristis pectinata (smalltooth sawfish), 779 nucleotides long. RefSeq names its product mannan-binding lectin serine protease 1-like. Bases 51 to 779 code for a protein of 242 amino acids. The transcript is spliced from 6 exons. Lineage: Eukaryota; Metazoa; Chordata; Chondrichthyes; Rhinopristiformes; Pristidae. The record is from RefSeq and is a predicted model, not a curated record. Gene Ontology annotation, molecular function: serine-type endopeptidase activity; calcium ion binding.
UUCCCAGGGUCAGACCCUUCACUGCUCAGUGUCAUUGGGAAGUCCGUCCGAUGUCGUCCACGUACAGCCUCCGGUGGGCCCUGGUGGUCUCAGCCCUGGCCAUGGGAGUCAGCGGAAACAGCAACCCCAUGUUCGGUGAGAUCACGUCGCCCGGGUAUCCGGACUCCUACCCCAAUGACAGCAGGGCCUCGUGGGCUGUUGGGGUGCCCCCUGGGUAUCGGGUCCGUCUUCAGUUCCGGUACUUCCAGUUGGAACCUUCCCGGGACUGUGUGUACGAUCGGCUCAAGGUCAGUUCUGGGGGGAAAACUCUCGGAGUAUUCUGUGGGAAUGAUAACUCUGUCGUGGGGAAUCCACCCAGAGGUCGGGUCCUGACAUCCACAGGGAACACCAUGGACCUGGAAUUUCAAUCGGAUUUCUCCAAUGAGGGACAAUUCCUCGGAUUCCUUAUUUAUUAUGAAGCAAUUGAUGUGGACGAAUGCUCUGUGCGGGAAGGAGCAGUCCCCGGCUGUGAACACCUGUGUCACAACACACUUGGAAGCUACAGUUGUUCCUGCCGCCAUGGAUACCAGCUUCAGAGCGACGGGAAGAGCUGUCGAGUUCAGUGCCAAGAGUUCUUCAGCCAGAUAUCGGGUGAGCUGACGAGCCCGGAGUAUCCAGCACCCUAUCCAAUGUCAGGAAGGCAGGGACCCGAGGCAGUGCUUCAGGCAGACCAGCUGGGGGCAGCAGAGACCCUGUUCCCCAACCAGGUCUCAAGCCUGAGACAGGAGGUUGUCCCCUGA